This is a messenger RNA of Cylicostephanus goldi, 345 nucleotides long. The record is from the annotation of a GenBank genome assembly. Lineage: Eukaryota; Metazoa; Nematoda; Chromadorea; Rhabditida; Strongylidae.
GAAGUUGCAUACUAUUUAGGAUUCUCCGUAUCCUGGAUGCCCGAAUUCUCAGAAGGCGCCAUGCUUUUUGUAAAGCACUUCAACGGCAUAUACGCAUUAGCAAAUAUUCGCGGUGGAGGAGAGUACGGCGAAAGAUGGCAUGAAGCUGGAAUGCGUGAACGCAAGCAAACUGUAUUUGAUGACUUCAUCGCCGCUGCGGAAUAUUUCAUUGAAAACAACUACACUACGAACAAAAAAUUGGCUAUUAGAGGAGGAUCAAAUGGAGGUUUAUUGGUGGCAGUAUGUGCACAACAACGACCUGAUCUAUAUGGAGCAGUAGUAGGUGAAGUGGGGUACCGAGUAUGA